GAAAAUUCAGCAAAUAGUGUGAUUACAACAAUACUUGGAUUGAUUGCGACAGUUAAUCCAAAAAGUAUAGUAAACGCAUGGAUAAUGUAUAAGAACACAAUAAAUUAAAAUAACAUUCCCGUAUGUGUAUAUAUAUAAAAAAAUUCUAACGAAUGUAUACAUGUAUACAUGUAUGUAUGUAUGUAGCGCGAAGUAAUGCACAAAAGUCGGCCUCAAUGCCUCGCGUCUGAAAAGAAGAAGGAAGGGGUAGGAGGUGGUCACUAGCCAGCCCUCCUCUCGCACUGAUAAGAAAACGUCGCGCGUAGAUGGGUAUAGAACUCGCGCGAUAAUAACCACACCGUGCCACGCCGCGUGGCGAUUUUACUACUCCCAUACUUUUCCCCAGCAUGAUUCGCGCUGCUCCUACCACCGCAUGAAGCAGUAGGCACCGAGACCGACUCUCCCCUCUCGAAUCACCACUCCGCUUGCGAUCACAGUUCGAAUUGGUCAUUCUCUCUCUCUCUCUCUCUCUCUUUCUCUCUGUUCUAUUUUACCCUAUUCCUUCUCUCUCUCGCUCUCUUUUCCUCUCCUUCUUGCUCUCGUUUUCGUCUCGUCCUACUCUUCGACUUAUUCACUCCCCUCUUCAUCUUUCCUUGUCUCUGUGCAUUCGUUCUCGCGGUAUCUUCGUCUCGCCUUCGUUCACUUAGCUCGGGCAGCUCGCUAGCAAACUCGGAUCGCUUCGGCCAUCCGCUAAGACCGCAAUUGCUCGUUCAUUUUCCGUCUCUCUCGUUUAUUCUCCUUCUGUUUCUUUUCCCCUUUUGUUUUACCGCCUUUUCUCUAGCUCUGUUCCUCUACCUUUCAUUCCAUCUCUUUUCCUCCUCUUGCUUCGUUUGCUCUAUGUACAUAAUAUACAUGAGCCUCGCUCCCGAUCAUAGAGCAGUGGCGCGAGUUCUCGUACAGCCAGCAAAAGUCCGGAUCUUAAUUUUCGUCUAGUCGCCGAUCGCGGUGUACACACAGCAUCUCUCAGUCGCUCUUCUCUACAUCUUCCGUGCGCGACAACGAAAGGAUAAAGAACGCGUGAAUCCUCCGUAGGUGAGAAUGUCGUAGUCGCAGUCAUCCUCGCAGUCGAGAAUAAAGUGCCAAAGUCUCUAGCUUAUAGUGCCAAUUCCAGAUUGACAAGCAGCUGUCAGACGGACAAGAAGCGGGAACUCAACGAAGGAUAAGCACCAAGUGAUCUCAAGAAAAACGAGAUAAUAAUUACGAGAUGAAGAGGAGGAGCGACGACGAUGGCAAACCUGUGGCCAAGUACCGGCACCGCGAAUACGUCUUGAUCGGAUAUGUCGGGGCCACGGAACCAACGUCGCAGUCCACUAGGGAGGCAAUUGUUAAGCAGGAGGAGGGGGACAAAGCAGUGGCGGCGACGGCGAUAAAGAGCGAGGACGUCAUCGGACACGAAGUCGGCCAGCAGCAGGAGCAACACCAGCAGCAGCAACAUCAGCAACAGCUGGCAUUUGUGGCGACUGAGGAGACUGAAGAGGAGGACAGCGGUGUGGGCGUGCUGGAGGCGGGACAGCCGGAAAUGGAAAAUGGCGCCAUGGUUGAGCCAACCGGUGCCGAAGCAGUCGCUAUUGCGGUCGCCGCCGUCGCCGCUGCUACCGACGAUCAUGCCAAUGAGGAUCCAAAUACUGCUUAUACCCUUCACGAGCUCGACUAUCAUCCUACGCACAUAAUUCAUGAAAGUUUCGGGGGCGGUGAUAUGGGGGAGGAGCAGCAGCCGCAGCAACAGGUUUCUCAGUCGCCCCACCAAUCACAUCAUCAACAACAGCACGACGCACACCAUCAUCAUCGUCAACAGCAGCCGCAGCAGCAGCAGCACCCCCGCCAGCGGCAGCAGCAGCAGCAGCCGUCGCAACACCAUCACCAACAGACGCAACAGUAUGUUCAGCUUGGGGCGAGAGAGGUCCCGGUUCCUGAGGGAGGGGAUAACCGGCACCCGACAGAGGCCUCCAUUGCGCCGGAGGGACGCCGCGCCGGCAGUCACAUGCCUCACUCCACGAUGCAUCGUUACGGAACCGAGACACUCUCACCAACCACAACGGACCAUCAUCACCAUCAACAACAGCAGUCGCAUCAUCAUCAUUUAUCCGAGGUGCAUCAGCAUACCUCUCUAUCAGCCGUCGCUCACCGUCAUCUAGAAGAUCCGCAGCAACAUCAUCAAGAAACUGACGAGGAUGUGGAUCGAGGGGUGAGCAGCAUCACCGCGGCCAUGAGAGGUGCACGGAAUGAUUAUUUAGGUGUACUCUUCUCGAAUCUCUCUUCGUCAAAUACUACAUCUAGUAAUGGCAGCAAUCAUCAUCAUCAUCAUCAUCAUCAUACGUCGCAUCACCUGGAGGAUGUGUUGUCCGAGGAACCUUAUUUGCAACAUCAAAUUCGCGGUGGCGGAGGAGCUCCCCCGACUGGCGGUGCUUCUCCAUCAGUGAGGACCGUCGGUGGCUCUCCGACCUCCAGCCAUAGUCCGCACGAUGAUCAGGGUCUCUCAUCGCCACAUCGCCAAGCCCAGGAGACUGGUUACAGUCCCACUGAUCAGGGCAGACCAUUGCAAUCUUUUACGCAUCUUACGGCUAUGCAACCACCACCGUCGGUGCAAACCAAUCACGGAUUGCAGGAAGCCGAGCGUGUAUCCGAUCAGCUGUAUAUUGACUCGAUCUACACGCAUCACGCCGCUGGUACUCCUCAUCACCAUCAGGACCAACACGAUCAAGGUCCCUCCGCGCCGCAUUCGCCCAGUGGUCCGCUCUCCAGUUCUUCGUUAUAUCGACCGAUGAGUGGCGUGGGUGCGAUGGGUACUGUGGCUGGAACCGGAGGAACCUAUACCCUUCCUUACAUGACGAGCAGCCCCACUGAAAUGACACCGUCGUCUCAACUUUGGAAUGCUCAGGUUACAGGUCUGAGCGGGCUGUCCAUGCCUGAAGAUUACGGUAGCAAAUCUUCGAGCACGGUGUCACAUCAAUCUCUACCGGCGUUUUCGCAAACACCUUUCGGCACUCGGUCGAAUUUCCGUGGUUACAGUCCACCGUAUUCGUCCUCUCAACAGAAUACCACUGGGAACGCCGCUGUCUCCGCCGUAGAAGCUUCUUGGACGUAUGCAUCACCUACGACCGACGCUUUAACGACGCAAUAUGGCACACCGUCGAGACGGCAGACUGUUAAUCCAGCAACAGCACCGACGCAAAUCAGUGCUGCCGCAAGUUUAACUGCAAUGCACAACAUCGAAGCAGAGUACUUUACGGAGGGCCGUGAGUGCGUGAAUUGCGGCGCGAUUUCCACACCCUUAUGGCGUAGAGAUGGUACCGGGCAUUACCUCUGCAACGCAUGCGGUCUCUACCAUAAGAUGAACGGAAUGAAUCGUCCAUUAGUUAAACAACCACGUCGCUUGUCUGCCACGAGACGCGUUGGUCUCUCUUGCAGCAACUGUGAAACUACGAUGACGUCUCUAUGGCGUCGUAACGCACAGGGUGAACCGGUGUGCAAUGCCUGCGGUCUUUACUUCAAGUUGCAUGGCGUCAACAGGCCGUCGACUAUGAAGAAAGACAGCAUUCAAACGCGCAAACGGAAGCCUAAGGGUGGAAUGAAAAGCAGCGAUACGCCUCUUUCUGGCAAUGUCGCGCAAUGCACAAACAAUAAUAAUAAUAAUAAUAAUAGCGUCAAGCUUGAACCAGAUACCUACAAUGAUUUGAGGAUGGCUCAUACCGGCGUAUCGCAAAUGACAUAUUCAAGUAAUCUUUACGGUAGUUCUCAGUCUUCGGGUAGGCUAGUGCCCUAUCAGCCUGUGUAUUACGAUCUGAUCACUUCACAGCAACAGCAACAACAACACCAAUUGCUAGAGACCCAUUCACCAAAGAUCGAAUGUCCAUCUCCACCUUGCGCAACGCGCUCACCUGGAAUGGUCUCAGCUGGCCAAUCACCUGAUCAUCAUCAACUCACUUCGCCACAUAUCGUCACUCUAGGCAGUCCGUCGACUAGUCCAGCCGGAUCUAAAAUUAUGCUGGACAAUGGUCACCUCGAGAGAUCUACGGUUGUGUCGAUAUCAUCCUAAACACAGUCUGGAAAGAUGUCGGAUUGUUAAGGCAGGCAAUAAAUAAAAAAUCGUAGCUAAGUAAUUAAGUGCCU
This is a messenger RNA of Acromyrmex echinatior (Panamanian leafcutter ant), 4149 nucleotides long. RefSeq lists its product as uncharacterized. Gene Ontology annotation, cellular component: nucleus. NCBI's taxonomy places the organism in Eukaryota, Metazoa, Arthropoda, Insecta, Hymenoptera, Formicidae. Gene Ontology annotation, biological process: negative regulation of transcription by RNA polymerase II; cell fate commitment; positive regulation of transcription by RNA polymerase II. Gene Ontology annotation, molecular function: zinc ion binding; DNA-binding transcription factor activity, RNA polymerase II-specific; RNA polymerase II cis-regulatory region sequence-specific DNA binding. The record is from RefSeq and is a predicted model, not a curated record.